Apis laboriosa (Himalayan honeybee) is the source of this 1646-nucleotide messenger RNA. RefSeq names its product fukutin-related protein. Gene Ontology annotation, cellular component: Golgi apparatus. The transcript has 3 exons. NCBI's taxonomy places the organism in Eukaryota, Metazoa, Arthropoda, Insecta, Hymenoptera, Apidae. The record is from RefSeq and is a predicted model, not a curated record. Gene Ontology annotation, biological process: protein O-linked glycosylation via mannose. Bases 118 to 1605 code for a protein of 495 amino acids.
UAUAGAGAUAUUAUGAUUUGUCAAACAUUUAAAUGUAAUUUAGAAAUGUUAUAAUACAUAAAAAAAUGAAGUAAAGAAAACUUAAUUUACAAUGAUAUCGCAUAAUAAGCGAUAAUUAUGCGUUUUAAGUUUGUAAGAACGUUAUUAGUGCUUGCACUAUUAGGUAAUAUCAUUGUAUGGUAUAGAAUAUGGAGGUUAUUUGCUACACAAAACACUUUACGGUUGUUGACACCAAAUAUCGUUACUCCUGAUCCUCCACAAAAAUUUCAUCGUCGAUUAGCUCGAUUAGUAACUGUGGUUAUACGAGAAUUUGAAACUUUUGAAAAUGAUGUGACUUCAACUGUAGAGUCUGUAUUAAGCUUUUUUCCUACUAUACCAAUUUUAAUAAUAAGCAAUGAAUUGCCAUAUCCUCCAUUGGAUUUAGACUUUGCAAAUGAAAGUAUGCAGAACGUUAAAUUAAUAAAUUUGCAACCGGAAUUUAAUAAAUCUUAUGAUGAAAGAAAUCCUCUUUUUUAUGUACGAACAAAGUUUGUUUUAUUUUUACCUGAUGGUAGUCGACUUUCUAAGCAAAUCAUACAAGAAACUGUAUCACAAGCUACAAAAUUAGGAAUAGUUAGUGUACCAGUAGGAAGUAUAACUUUAAAUUGCAUUCAUAUAGAUUUAAAAGUGAAGGAAUGGAGUGUCAAGUUUUCAUAUAUAACUGGUAAUGAAUGUGAUGGAGUAAAUGGAAAACAUGCUACAAUGCUUGAAACUAAAUUAUUAAAAAAAUUAACUGAUCCUUUCUUAUUACCUUUUACGGAUGCAUUAUACAUUCAAACAACUGCAUUAGGAGCAAAGAUUCAUAUGUUAUCAAAUUAUCAUUUUAAUGAAGGAAAGUCAUUGUAUAAAAAUCAGCAAUUUCAAUGGAAGGUACAACAAUUAUAUCAAAAUCGCGAACGAUCUAUGUUUGAAAAGUUGGGAAUUAAAAAAGUUAUAAGAACUUCCAAUUCUAUAGAAUGGUAUGGUUGUUCUAGAGACAGUAUUAGAUGUUUUGGAUCAGUUAUAAAUGGUGUUCCUUCUUAUCUUUAUCAAAAUCGAUAUACCCCACCUUGUUGCCUCUCAGGAUUAAGGAAAGUUGCUCAUCAUGUAUUUGAUAAAUUAGAAGAAGUUGGUAUCAGAUUUUGGUUAGAAAGUGGAUCUUUACUUGGUGCUAUGAGAAAUGGUGAUAUUUUACCAUGGGAUCAUGAAGUACAAAUAGGAGUAAAUCGUGAUGAUCUUGAAAGAUCACCAUGGUUAAUUAAAGCCAUGAAUAAACCUAUUAUUGAUAAUCAUGGUUUUGUUUGGGAAAAAGCAACAGAAGGGGAAUUUUUUAAAGUGCAGUAUUCAAAAAUAAAUCAUUUAACUGUAAAUAUACUUCCAUUUUAUGUUAAAAAUGGUUCUAUGGUUAAAGAUGCAUGGUUUUUAAAUAAUAAAGAUUUUCCAGAGCAAUUUCUUCAUCCAAUGUCAAGUAUUGAGUUUGCUGGCAGACAAGUACCAUGUCCAAAUAAUAUUAGGGAUUUUUUAGAAUUGAAAUAUUUUAGAGGUGUGAUUGAAAAUCCAGAAAUUCCUGGUAAAAUUUCUUUUUAAGAUUUUGUUCAUUAAAAAUUAAUCUUAUAAUACAUCAUAUA